AUGUCGUUUGGGGGAGGAGGAUUUGGUAGUGGCUUCGGUCAACAAAACAAGCCGGCUGGAUUUGGAGGUUUUGGUGGUUCAACUGCCAAUAACACGGGCUCAGUUUUCGGUUCUGGUGCCACCAAUAAUACCGGCUUCGGUGCAAACAACAAUACUGGUGGUGGUGGUCUGUUUGGAAGUGGUGGAACACCUUCAAGCUUUGGUGGUAAUGCCGGUGGCAGUACUGGUUUCGGAGGAUUUGGAGCAAAACCUGCAACUACUGGAUUUGGAAGUACGCCUGCAACAACAGGUAACAAUAUGUUUGGAGGUUCUCCGGCACCAGGAACAACUAGUGCAUUCGGCGGUGGUGGAUUUGGAAGUAGUGCUGCUCCCACAUCAGGAUUUGCUGCUCCAACAUCAGGAUUUGGCGCUCCCAACGCUGGAGCUGGAUUAUUCGGAAACAAAUCUGGUGGCUUUGGAUCUACUACUGCUCCUGCCACGAACACACCUUCAGCUUUUGGGGGAGGAGGCACCGGAUUUGGCACUAACGCAGGAACUGGAUUUGGAGUUGCUGCUCCGAGCACCCAAUGCGAAGGCACCCAAUCCGUACCUUUCUCACCAUUCAUGGAAAAGGAGCCAAAUACCUCCAUGCAGAACUCAUAUCAAAGCAUUUCCUUUCAAACACCCUACAAAAAUUUUACACCCGAGGAGCUUCGAUUAGCUGACUACACCAAGGGCUUGAGAUACAAUCAAAACCAAGGUGGUGCAUUUGGCACGAACACAAAUUUUGGCGGAUUUGGUAGUUCCAAUCAAGCUCCGACAACAGGGUUUGGUUCUACCAACAACGCUGCAGCAGGUUCCACUAUGUUUGGCGGCGGAGCAGCCGGUACGGGUUUUGGUACAAGUCAGCCAGCUAGCACAGGAUUUGGUUCGAAUACAGCCACAACUGGUGGUGGACUCUUCGGGGCCGCCAAACCUGCGACUGGAGGACUUUUUGGUUCCCAGCCUCAAGCGCAAACAGGAGGCGGCAUGUUUGGAGCGACUGCCAAUCCAGCACCGGCUACCAGUGGAUUUGGCUCGACAGGUGGUGGUUUUGGUACGACCAACACUACCGGAGGAGGUCUCUUCGGAAAUAACAGCGCCGCAGCAGCAAAACCUGCUUUUAGCUUCGGUAACACGCAACCAGCAGCCCCGACCGGGGGCUUUGGGUCAACAGGAGGUGGUUUUGGAUCGACCAAUGCUAAUGCUGGGGGAGGUCUCUUUGGAAAUACUCAACAGCAGAGUACAACAGCUGGAUUUGGUGGCGCCGUUCAGCAACAGCCAGCUCCGACCAAUGCUUUCGGAGGUGGUUUUGGAUCAACCAACACUAAUACUGGCGGAGGUCUCUUCGGGAACACUCAACAAAAGCCACCUGCUACUAGUCUCUUCGGCCCGCAACCCGCUGCUCCAAACGUCGGAGGAUUAUUCGGCUCGCAACCAGUAGCUACGAACAAUAGUCCAUUUGGUGGCGCGAAUAACACCAACGCAGGAAGCAGCCUGUUUGGUGCCAAGCCAGCUGCCACCGAAGGUCUCUUCGGCCAGCCCGCGGCUCAACCUAAUACUGGCACAAGCAGCUUGUUUGGUGGUGGUUUCGGUGCUACAAAUCAAAAUAAUCCACCCCAGCAAACCGCUGGUCUCUUUGGUGCCAGUCUUGGAAAUAGCAACAACAACCAGCAGAAACCUGGCGCCUUAUUUGGCCAGCCUCAGCAAACACAGGGGUCGGGAUUGUUUGGAAACUCUGGAGCCCAGCAGCAGUCCAAUUUAUUUGGUUCAUCUGCACUUGGUCAGCAACAACAACAACCUGCUCAGCCUCAAAAUUCUUUCUUUGGAACAGGUUCGAUCUUCAACACAUCACAACAGGGAGGGGCACUUCAGUCAUUCAGCACUAGUCUCAAUGAUACUAAAGCCUUUGGCACUGGAUCUAUGUUUGCCGAUAACAAACCUCAGGAGCCUCUCAGGAACCCUGGACCUCUCGCAACCCCACUGUCAAGUGCUAAUAGACAGAAACAGGCAGCGGCACUUCCGUUGUACAAGCUGAAUGCAUCUGGCUCUACACGAUUCAAUACUCCCAAUAAAUCACUUCGUGGAGGCUUUGGUCUAUCCUAUACUCCCGGAAGUGUUUCGACUGCAGGAAGUACACCUUCGAUGUUCAGCAGCAGCUUACUCAAUGGCAACCGAGCAUUGAGCAAGAGUAUGUCCAGCAACAACCUUCACCGCAGUACCCGUGGUGAUGACAGCAUUUUGGCACCUGGUGCAUUUUCGUCAAGCACCAACUCAAAGUACGGAAGCAGUGGCAGUUUCAAGAAACUCAUCAUCAAUCGUAAUGUUCGUUCAGAUCUUUUCAAGAAUUCAACCGCUCCAGAGUCCCCUGUGGAAUUCUCCAGUAAGCCAAUCAUGAAGAAACAGGUUACUUUUGAGACACCGCCACCGCCACCGACGCCUAGCGGCAGAGUUAAUGGCAACGCUGACGGUAGCGUUAAUGGUACUGCCAAUGGUACUGUCAAUGGCAACGGAACAUCACCUGCUAGCCCAUUGCAACCGGUUAAAAACAAUUCCACGACCACCCCUGAAGUUACCUCACCUGAAAUGUCGGAAAUCGACGAGGAUAAGCAGCCCACUGCCGUUAAUGAGAUUAAAGCUAAGUCACCCAAAUUUCCUCGUGACACAUCUUUCGGCCAAUACUGGAUGACGCCUCGAAGGGAAGACAUUGAAAAAAUGAAUCGCAUUCAACGUCAAAAGGUGUCCCACUUUUCAGUCGGCCGUGAGGGUUUUGGCUUUAUCAAAUUUGACGCUCUAGUUAAUCUCGAUGGCAUCAGUCUUGAUGACAUCUUUCAUAAAAUUGUUAUUCUUGAAGCUAGAAGUGCGGAAGUCUAUCCAGAGCACGCACCUUUUCAGAAACCUCAAGUCGGUCAUGGAAUCAAUGUUCCAGCUACCAUCACCCUGUAUAAUUCAUGGCCUCGCAAUGCUUCCAAGAGAGCAAGCGAUGAAUGCUUGAAGAAACACGUCGAAAAGCUACAAUCCAUUCCCGAUACCGAACUCGUGAGGUACGGUGUUGAAGAUGGAACCUGGGUUUUUAGAGUUCCGCAUUUCACGGUGUAUGAGCUCAACUAUGACGAUGAAGAAGACGAUGACAUGGAAGAGGCAGCGGAAGUUGGUGGUGAUUUUGGAAAUAGUACUCUCACAGCUCCCCCGGACACACCAACUCCACGAACCCGUACACCAAAAGCAAAUCCGCAAUAUUUUGAUCAAUCCUCCUUUGCAUCUUCAAUGGACUUGACCCAAGCAGAGUCGGAUCCUGAGGACACAUUCGAAUUUAGAAAGAAAAAGGUCCUUCCAGGCGCUUUUGAUGACGAGGAAGUUUAUGAAGAGGAAGAAGUCAUGGAUAGUUCAUUUGUUCAGAACCAGGAGUCUUUUUUAGAUAAUCGCUCCGUGGGUUCACAGUCAGAAAGCGGCGUCGAGGAACCAAUUGACCAAGACGACGCCUAUGAGGACGAUGAAUCUGCCAGUAUCGUGGAUCAAGAGAUGGCGGGCUCUUAUCCAGAAACUGGCAAUACCGCGGAGCAAAUUGAGGACUCGCAAGAUGAAGACGAUACAAUGGAAUAUGGAACACCUGGUGCGAUUUUGAGAGCCAGAGCAAGAGCACAAAAGCUAGAUACCCCAUCCAAGCUCAGAUUGCCAGCGGCAAAUGACUGGGCGGCUACAUUGAGAGCAACUGCAAGCCCAAAGAAGCAGGAUCGUGCUGUUCUCAAAAGCCUCAUUGAUGUUCAUGGAAACGAAAAGCAGUCUGCCUUGGCACGAACUGAAAUUCCGACAACUAACAAGGAAUUCUCAAACACACACGGAUUUGCAUCGAUUAUGGAUGUGCAUAAUGACUUGUUUGGGAAGGUUGCAAGUCCUAUCAAGGUUUCUAAUUAUAAGAGGGGUGACAACUUCGAGAAACCUUUCAACAAAAAACCCAAGGUUGGUGAUGACGAAGCAGAAAUGCCGGAAGAGGAUCGCGCGUUCCACGACUCUGUCAAGCCAAGCUGGGGUCCCGAUGGCACCCUAGUAUACGCCGCGUCUUCCGAUUCCAAGCCUUUUACUAAAUCGCGUCGAGCUCGUGAGAAGGAUGGUCUACUCACAAUUCAAAAGAGUGGGAUCGCUGAGGCCAGUAAUAUUCGAUUCGCCAAGUUUUCUAAUGAGUCUUCAGCAGAUGCACUGAGAAGGCAUCAAUCUUUGACAGUCGUCGGAAAUUUUGAGGGUGUCCCUUACGCAGCGUUAUCAGAUUCAUUUUCUUUCCUGGACUUCUUCGACGAGCAAAAUGUUCGAGAUCCAUCGGCAAUCCAUGAAAAGCUCGUCUGGGAACUCGCCAGCAUUCUUUUCGACGCUAUUAACAUCCCACAAGAACUCGAGGACAUCGAGAAUGCGACUGAGCGGUUACGCAAAGACAAGUUGUCUGCAUUUUGGCAGAAGUUGGUCUCUCAGGCAUCAGCCCAGCAUGUUGCAAUGGCUAGAUCAAAUGAAGAAAAAGCAAUCGCCUCACUGUCCGGUCACAACAUUCCAGAGGCUUGCAGACAUCUUAUCAACGGCAAGAACUUCCAUUUGGCUACACUCGUUGCAAUGAUCGGUGGCAAGGAACAUCUCAAGAAGGAUAUUCGUGAGCAAUUGUCACAGUGGCGAAGCACAAAAGCCCUCUCUGAAUUUAGUCAGCCGAUUCGAGCUCUCUACGAACUUCUUGCUGGAAAUGUUUGUGUCUGCGAUGGCAACAAAGCACCCCAUAUGGAAGAUCGUAUCGAGUCCUUCAUUAUUUCUAAACGCUUCGGGCUUGAUUGGCGACAAGCGUUUGGUCUGAGACUGUGGUAUGCGAUCAAAGCCAAUGAAGAAUUUGACAGUGCAGUCAGAAUCUUUGAUAAUGACAUGGCCCAAGAUAAGGAGGUAUCCCGUCCUCAAGCCUGGUACGUCGAACAGAAGAUCCCCAAGCUAUGGCAAGAUUAUCAGCUCAAUGAGCGCGAGGAUCUUCUUUGGGGGCUGUUGAAGUUGUAUGCCUACGACACUGCAGAUCUCGAGGCAAUUCUACGACCUGAAAAUUCACAAUUAUCGCCUUUAGACAUGCGCCUUUCUUGGCAAUUGAGUCGAGCUUUGACUUCUUUUGGUUCCCUAGACUAUCACGAAGCUGCCGAGGAGAAGAAAGACCAGACUACCUUGGCCUUCGCUUCUCAGCUCAACAAUGAAGGAUACUGGCUCGAUUCAGUAUUCGUUCUACUUCACUUGUCGUCGACCAACGCUCGAGCGAAAUCUAUUCAGGAUCAUCUUGCUCGACAUGCCGGAAAGAUUGGAUCUGAAGAUAGCCUGAGCUUCAUCACCCUGGUACAAGACUACAAGAUUCCAUCAUCGUGGAUAUGGGAGGCAAAGGCGCUGUACACUCGAAGUGUCAGGAAUGAUCCACUCAGCGAGGUUGAAUGUCUGACUAAAGCCGGGUUGUUCGAAGAAGCUCACCGCACUUUUGCGAAGGAAGUUGCUCCCAAGGCAAUCAUCGAAUACGACUAUGCUACACUUCGCAGCAUCCUUGCGAGCUUUGAGGGCAAGGAAAAUGCUAUUUCGGAGUGGCAUCUUGGUGGUGAGAUCUAUCAGGAUUUCCUCACUUUACUUGAAUCUCAAAAGAAGAGCCAAGAACUUGAUCUUGCGGUGUUAGAGAGAUUGUUGGCUGGGUUACCGGCUGUCGUAGCGAAAUCGCGUCACCCCGCUUUUAUGGAGACGGUAGCAAUCGAGACGAUUAGUGGAGUAGUGGCGAGAGCAGUGGUGGAUAUAGAGAAGAAGGGCGAGGAUGUUGAUCUACCAAAGGUAUUGAGACUACCUCUCACAGAGGAUCGGUAUUUGAAACAUACCCUCGAUUUAAGUUUGGGAUACUACAGGAGUGUAAUGGCGGCUGGGAGAUGA
Molecule: messenger RNA, 5934 nt
Organism: Sclerotinia borealis F-4128
Lineage: Eukaryota; Fungi; Ascomycota; Leotiomycetes; Helotiales; Sclerotiniaceae
Source: the annotation of a GenBank genome assembly